GCAGCCGUCUGGAAGGGGAGGGGAGCCGUCUGCCUUCCGCUUCUGGGGCUGGAUUGACACACAAUGAGGAGCAGAGAGGCCGGGGAGACGCUCCACAAACGCCGCUGUAAAUAAUUACAACAAUCACAGAGGCCGGAGAAACAUGGAGAACCAGUGCACGGUGCAGGUGAAGCUGGAGUUGGGCCACAGAGCUCAGCUGAAGAAGAAAGUGACCUCUGAAGGCUUCACCCACGACUGGAUGGUUUUUGUCAGAGGCCCAGAGACCGGCGACAUCCAGCACUUUGUAGAGAGGGUCGUCUUCCGCCUGCAUGACAGCUUCCCCAAACCUAAGAGAGUAUGCAAGGAGCCUCCAUACAAAGUGGAGGAAUCGGGCUACGCAGGCUUCAUCAUGCCUAUUGAGGUUUACUUCAAGAACAAGGAGGAGCCAAAAAAAGUAAUCUUCAACUAUGACCUGUUCCUUAACUUGGAAGGAAACCCUCCCGUUAACCACCUGCGCUGUGAGAAACUCACCUUCAACAACCCCACCAAAGAAUUCAGGAAAAAGCUCAUCAAGGCGGGAGGGAUACUGGUGGUCCCUGAGGGGGCUGAAGCUAUGUCGAGGCCCAGUCCGGACUACCCAAUGCUUCCCACCAUCCCCCUCUCAGCCUUCUCAGACCCCAAAAAGACAAAGACCUCUCAUGUAUCAAAGGAACCAAGCAAAGAAGGAAGUGGUGGAAGCAGCAAAGGACCCAAACCACACAAACUGACCAAGGAGCACCGUGAACGAUCACGAAAAGACUCUGAGAGCAAAGGGUCGUCCAAAGGCGACGACCGAGAUGGGAGCAGCAAAAGUGGUCGUGACCCUUCCUCGUCCUCCUCUUCUAAAAAGCCAUCAGAGAUCAAAGUGAAGGACGAAGUGAAAGUUCAGCCGAAGGCGGCCUUCAAGGAGCCCAAGCUCACCCUGAAGGAGUCGAAGAUGGACGGCAUGUCCCCUAAAGGAGGGGGGGCAGGAAGUGGCGGGGGAGGCGGAGGAGGAGCGGUGGAGGCCAAAGCUCCGGGGAAACGCCCCUCCACCGUGGAGUCCCCCAAACCCAGCGCCAAGAAGCAGAAGAAGGGCAGCUCCGACGGGCUGAAGGGACCGACCGGCAGCGCGUUCACUGGGACGUCGCCGCGCGUCUCUUCGUCCACGGCCGUCAGCCAGUCCUACGGCGAGAAGAAGCCUUCCAAGGAGAAAGGCCGCUGGCCACCCAAGAACAAAAAUGAUGCCCAGGAGUUGAAGGAGCUCAAGAAACUUCCAGAGUCGGAGGAGUCCAAUUCAGAGGAUGAAGCGUCGUCAAAGUCAGAGCAAUCAGCUGCUUCGAGUCCUUCCAACUCUACUUCCAGUUCUGACUCCAGUUCAGAUUCAGACUUUGAGCCUGGACAAAAACCAGGGCAAGGCCCGCUCAGAUCCAUGGUGGAAGAGAUCCAGUCAGAAGAGUCGGACGAUGACGACAGCAGCUCAGAAGAAGAGACGCCCGUCAAAACCAAUCCCCCCAACCGCGACUCUCGACUCAGCCUGGACAGCGAGAGUGACAGCAGCGAUGAAUCGCACCGCCCCAGUCGAGACCCCGCCCCACCCCCACAGAAACACGGCUCCUCCAACAACAAAGUUGUCCGAAAAAGUCCAGAUUCCUCUUUUCGCUCGGAGAAGGUGAUGAAGAAGGGAUACGACAAGGUAGGAAGGGCCUACACAGAGGAGCUGGUGGACCUCCACCGCAGACUGAUGGCAUUAAGGGAGCGAAACGUCCUGCAGCAGAUUGUCAACCUGAUCGAGGAGACCGGCCACUUUAACGUGACAAACACCACCUUUGACUUUGACCUCUUUUCAUUGGACGAGUCCACCGUCCGCAAACUACAGAGCUACCUGGAGGCGACGGCCACGUGACAGGAAGCGGCAGGGGCCGGCGUGUGGAUGUCAGCGGCAGAGGUAGCCUCGCCAUCAUGCCUGCUCUUUGCGGAAGAGACGAGCAGAAACGUCUGUCGCGGCCUUUUCACGAGCCUGACUGAAGCAUCGAACAACCACACCACGAAACAGAAACACACGAACAGUCGCAAGCACACAACACCACCUUCACGUGACGCUGGGGAGGAAACAGGAGGAGGAGGAGGUGGUGUGUGAGGAAACGCCGGAGCAUCUGACCUCCGUCUGGUCAGGGUUUUCACUACACACACUUCGAAUCUGUGCCGAGCUGAGGAAUUCGCCCAACAAACCCCCACCCCGUUCCUCCCUCCUGCACUUAAACCGCUCCCGCCUUUGCAAACCUAAUACUUCCCCUCCUCCUCUCCUCCUCCUUCACAUGCACACUCCUGUCUGAGCAGAACACUCCGGCCCCUGCGUUGUCAGCUGGAGCUCAUUUUUCUUCCAACACACUCCUGAGUUGCGUGUGAACGCCGUCCGUGAGUCUGCGCGCGACUUGUUCUGCUGAGGUUUAAGAAGACAUGUUGUCUUUGUGGUCACGGACUUCUUUGUUUAUGAAACUUGAGCACAAACAGCCGGUUGCAUUUCUACCACCAGUCACUCGCCAACAAGCACACUUUGCCCUGCUAACCUCCACCCCCCUCCCCCCGUUUGGCAUUAUUAGUUUAUAAGCACUGAAAAUGCUUUUAACACACUUUAGUUUUCUUGUAAAUGACAGAAAAAGAUUUUCGACAUUUUUUUAUUUUGAGUUUUAAAAAGUAAAAACAUUGAUUUUCUGUUAUUUUCUUUCGUCUAUGUAAAGUUUUUGUUACAGAGCUAAUUGAUGGCUGUCUUCCAGAACGGCUAGUUUUUUAAAUCACUACAGAAAAGAUUAAUAAUUGCCUCAGUGUUGCUUCAUUAUCAUUAGAUACAAAUUACCCUGAAAGUAGCACACUUUUGUUUUUAAUUUAAAAAAUUUUAACUUUUGUCAUUAAAAUUCAAAAUUAAGGUUACUUCAGCUAAGAUUAAGAAAAGAGAGGCUGUCCGGUUGCAACAAAUUGAGAUUGAGUUUGAGUUUAAUUAGAUAAUAAAUGACAAAGCAACAACGAAUAAAAAUAUAUUUUGAGUUUAUAUUGAAUUACUUUGCAUUUUAGCUACAAUCAGACUUUCAUUUAAGCUUUCAAGCGAUCUAUUCUUUCUUUCUAUAGCCUGAAAAGCUUUCCACCGAGUACUGAAACAUUUUUUCAAGGAAAAUGUUGUUAAAAGCUUAAAUUACAUAUCUAUGACUCAUGUAAAAAAGGCACCUAAACUGAAGGGAUGAACACGUUUAAAAUCGGCAAGAUUUUCUCUGAUUGGCAGCUCAACAGUUUUACAAUAGCCACUUUUCUUGAAUUGCAGAAAAAUCAGGGGAAAUGCUUUGAUGCCUAAAUGUUAAUAAUUUUUAAGCCCUUUUUUCUGUUGAAUUAAAACAGAAACAUCUUUAUUCAUCUCUCUAUUGAAAUCCGUAGAAACUGUAAUCAUCCUCACAGAAAAUUUGUGUCAACCAGCAAAAUUCUAGCAUCUUUACCAACGAACAACUUUGCUGAAAGAUUCAUUGUUACGGUACGAAAUAGAUCGGAAGAGGAUCUUUCUGUGAUCAAAAACUAAAACGUUUUGAUUUUAAAACUAAGGAAAAAAUAAUACGGUGAUGGUUCAGGUUUUGGAGAAAACUUGCUAAAAAACAAAUUAAGAGUAAAAGUUUUGCCCAGUGCUCUGUGUCAUUAUUGCCUUUUUUUGUUUUCAGUGCUUGUAAACGCAGUAAGGAGGGGUUGUGGUGAAGUGAUGCAUAUUUUCUCUUGUGUGUCUCGCUCUGGUUUUAAGCCGUCUGUACAUUCAAAAACACGUGUUCUGUUGCGUUCCUGUGCUUUCCCACUGAAAGCUGAGCCUUGACCUCCAGCAGACCCCUUAAUGCCCCCCUGUACCCCAUACUGUUUCCCCUCUGCUCUGCGUGAAUGAAAGGGCUCCAAAGCUCCUGGCCACAGCAGUGGAGGUUUGCUCCUGAAUUUGCCUUCUAGGUGGGGUGGAAAAAAAGAAAUAAAUAAAAAUGACAAAAAACAACAACACAGUAGCCAUACUUCCCAAAAAACAAAGAGGAGAGGAAAAAAAGGGGGGGGACACACACGCUUUUUUACAUUUUAUUUUUCUACAAGUGCAUUUUGUGUAUUUAUUCCCAAGACAACCUGUGAGCUCUGAAUGUAUAUUGCUUUUACUUUUUUACGGCUUGCAACAGCCCCACUCCAGUGCCUUUUCCUGCAGCGCGCAGCACUAAGCGGGGAGUGUGCGCUCUGCUAGCGACGCUCACACAGAUUGAAGACCCCACCCUCCACCUCCUACUAUAUGCCCCUCCUGGGGCGAACAAGUGUUAAUUGGGAUGCCUGAACAUUCAGUAUUGUCUUAAUGGUUCCCAUCCCUGCUGUGGUCCUUCUUUUUUUUUUGUUAAAUCAAGAAUAUCUCCUUUAGUCCAACAUAAUUGAUAGUUUUCGUGGAUGGUGGUCAUCUUUUUUUCUGUUCUAAGGUUAGGGUUUGUAAAAAAAAAAAAGAAAAAAAUGGAAAAAAAACAUCAAAAUACUGUGGUAGUUUCUCACUUUAAUUAGCUCGAGCUUUUUUUGUUCUGCGUUGUGUUUUUGUGUUUGUCGUCGUUGAUGAGAAGGGUCUGGCCCUCUCCGGCCGUUUGAUCGUCGUACGGCGUAGCGAUCGAUCGCAGGACGCCAGGCACUUAAACGGCUACAAUAACGAGCGCGAAGGCAGAUGGAAAAGAAACGCUCCUCUUCCCCCCACGUGGCGUCCAUUAAUGGCGGAAACGUCCCACUGAGGCCUGAGUCGAGACAGCAGCUCGAUUGAUCGGAUGGUCUAGAAAAACUGGCUCACCUUCAUUGUGCUAAUUUGCAAAAGUUUACACACUCCUGAAACAUUUUCUCAUGUGAAGUCUACCAAAUUUACCUCAUUUUGUUUGGAUUUCAUACGAUCACAUAAGAUAACGAGGAAAAUAUCUACACCCGUUCUUCUGAUUGGGUCAACACAAGGCUUAAAAAUAAUUUUUUUGUAUCUGAUUUGAAUUUAAUCAGUUUUUCUUCUUUUCUAAAAAUUAAAUUAGAGAGAAAAUAUUUUCAAAAAGUGGCUUUUAUUGCAAUCAUUCUGUGAUUUCUACAGGGCCAAAGCUACUAUAAAUUUUGCUUAAUUCAUGAUAUGAACAGAAAAAAAGCAGUUUUACCAAUUUUAAUGAGAAAAAAGCUGAUGUGAUAUGAACAGCUCAGUCAAAGUUUUAUUUUUACGUUUUCUCCGUCGUUUCGAAGCGUAUUUUGAUGCCGAUGUGUUAAAAGACAAACUAUUUAUCUUUAAACAAACACCAAAGUAGAACUUCAACAUUCUUCAUUUGAAUUAUUUUUAAUGUUGGAGUUCUUAUAAAAUUACUACUUCUUUCUCCUAAUGUUGGCUGUAUUUUUGUAAUAUGACUUUAUUCUUGUAACUUAUAUUUAUUCAGGACUCACUGAUAUGGACAAUUUGGGCCAGUGCCGAUAUCUCAUGUUGUUAACCCCGUCCUGAAACACGAACAAUGAUCAGAUGGAAAUUAACGCGUUACUAGUAUCGGACCGAUACCAGCAUUGAUACCGAUAUAUCUUCCAUCUAUGAUAUUUAUUUAGAAAACUCUAACUUUCGUCGCAGCUGCAUAUCUAACAAUUCAUUUUUGCCCAGAUAAAACUUAAUGCAAGUCAGUUUUGGUUAAUAGAUGCUUGUAAUUCAGCGUAGAAAUGUUUUUCUUUUUUUUUUUCUCUCGAGAGGAUAGAAGUAUUUAAAAGCCUGAACGCUUAUUUAAUACUAACGUAUAACCUGAAUUCAAGAGAAGUUUGGGAAUUAAAAAUGGAGAUUUAUGUUUUGAACCCCGUCAUUUUUACUUUUAUGUGAAAUUAGUAAAACUGGUUCCUGGAAAUCAAACGUUCUGGGUUAUGAGAUUUAGCUGCUGUUGUCUGUUAACUCAAAUUAAAUCACAUCUGUAAUGUUUUACUUAAUCAAACUAAACAUAAGGAUGUAGGUAAACCAUCUGAUGAUAAAUGUAGAAGUAACAAGCAAUAAAUUACUUUUUUUUUCAUCAGGCACUACUGUAAACAGCUAUAAAAACAAACUUUAGAGGGUUUUCCUCUCUUUUGAAUCUGUAUGUUAUUUUAGUGGUUAUUUUUUUAAUUUACCCUGUUUGUUUGUUUAGCGGAUUAUUUUCCCUCGGUUUAGUCAUUUGUUACAGUUUCUCCUCCAUCAGUUUCAGUGAGACCAGAGAUCAUCGUCUUGAAUCAGGCCCUCAGUGUGUUUGGAACACACACACACUCACACCGGCCUACUGUGGGACAGUAGAUGAGUGGGAGCUCGUCUCCCUCGUCUGCCCACUGUGUUUUUAUUCUGAUAGCUUUAAUUCUUCCUCUCUUCGUUUCUCUUCUCUGCCUGGCUCCAUUUUUAAAAUCAGAAUAGAAACAAACGGAUCCGCGCGGCCUUACUCACCCUGCCGGUUGCCUCCUGCCUCUCUUUCUUCCUUUUUCUCUUUCCCCCGCUCGCCCUCUCGCUCGCCCGCCCGCCCGCCCCUCCCUCUCUCACCCGCUGCACCUCCAUUUCCUCGAGGUGCGCCUCCCUCCGUCAACUGAACUCCUGGCCGCGAUCGCUGAGAACGAACUCUGAAGCUGACAUAGGAAAGAAUCGAUGAAGAACAACUUUCCUCUUUUUCUGUGCACCAACUUGAGAACUUCUAGGUCCUAGUUCAUGAACUCUGACCCCUGACCAGGCACUCAUUCAGGGGGGAGUCACGAUGGGAAACUCUCCUUCCCCCAAGUUUUAUUUAUGGACCUCUGCACUUUUGGCUGUGAUGACUUCAUUACUUAAGUAGUUACCGAAACUGUAUUUUUAAGGAUUUUAUACAAUAUUUACAUGCAAUACAAUAUAAAUUGAUUUGUUUUUCCUUUGCCAAUCUUGUUGUUUUUGUUUAAUUUUGUUUAUUUUGGCAUAUGAUGUCAUUAUUUACAAACAGACAUGGCCAUCAAGUCUAUUUUAGGCACAUUGUUAUCCCGAUGUGAUUUUUUGUAUUUUAAUGAAUCUGAACACCAAGAAGCAGGAGGAAAAAUAGGCUUGCCUGUUUUUUUAAUUUUUAUUUCUAAUAUUGCCAGCUGGGCCUGGAUGAGAUUCUUAUAUUAUGAAAACACACUGGUUUACGGUAUAAAAGCAGAAAUCUGAACAAAUGUUCAAAUUGCUUUCAUUUAAAACAAGAAAAGCAAAAAUAAUUGCAGCUGCUACUAAAAUAUUUCCUAAUAUUUUGAGCGAUGCACCACUUGGCCGGUCAGAUAUCGGAAUCGGAUGAUUUUCUGUUGAUCGGUUUUGAUCAGUGAGUCAAAUAUUUUUAAAAAAUCAUUCUUUAGUUUCCUUUUAUCUGUAAAACUAAGAGCUGCCAUUAUUUUUUCUAUAGUUUCACCAACAAACCGCUUUAAUUUUGGUACAAGUUAAUCCAAUAAUUUAGGGACUUUUGCUUUCAUUUAGAAAUGGGGACAAUCUCAUACUUUUUUCUGUUGGAUUUAGCACUAUUAUCUCAGCCAAUAAACCUUUACUUUUAUUUAUUUUUUGGUCAAAAUUUCUCUUGGCGAAUCAGAAUUGGAGAAAUCAGAAAAUCUCUGGUGAAAGCCUGAUCGGUGCAUCGGAUUGUAAUACAUAGACCUAAUCCUAAUUUAGUAGUAGUUGUGAUUUUUGGGCAGAAUAUUCAAACUUUUUGACAUUAUUCACUAUUUAGAUAAACAGAGUUAGAAUAAAGUCGUGGUAGUUGUGUAUUUAGGUUGACUAGCUGUAAAUUAAAACAUAGUAUUGAUGCAUCGAUCAGGAUUUACCAAUUUCUGCCUUUGUUUCUGGUUAAAGUCACGUUGAGUCAAACCUUCAAUAAUUUCAGAUUCCUAUAAAACUAAAAAGGAAAAAGAACAAAUAUGAAAGUAAAUAUGUCCUAAUUUAAAGUAGGGCUGGGCGAUAUGACUUAAAAAUAGCAGAUUCUUCUUUUUUUUUUAGUCAAUUCAACUUCUGAUUUUAAUCUUUUUUUUCUUCCCGUUAAAAAAUAUACAAAUGACGGAAAAUGAUGCUUGUAUUUCAAUUAUUUAUUUUGUGAGUUGACCUAAAUUCGCAGUCAAAAUAAAUGGAUGUUAGAUGUUCUGAACUAACGGAAACCCCAAAAAAUCUAGAUUUUCCAAAAGUUAAAUGUUCAAAAACAGAACAUUUGAUUAAUCUGCAAAAUGAAUUUAUCAAAGCAGCAAAAGUAAAAAGUACAUGUAUUCUAAAAGCUCUAGAAAUCGGUUAAAAUCCUUAUUGGCAGUUCAAAGCUUUGCUUAAAAAAUUAAGAUUGGAAAACUUUGAAUCCAAUGGAAAACGCAGCCUUAAAUGAUGAUCUCUUAAUUUUGAAUUAUUUAAAAGGGAAUAAAAGCUUAAAAAUUAAAUUUUCCAAGUUUGACCCACUGAUUGGAGCCGAUCAAGGGAAGAUCUGCUGCCUUACCGUUUGGAAAGUUUCUACAUCAUGAACACCGGGAAGCUGGAUAACUUUUUAAGAAAGCUAAAUUAGUUUUCAACAUACAGAAGGGUAGGAGUUUCAGCCAGCUUCCCUGCAGUCCGCAGCAAUAUGUAGUUGGACAGGAAACACUAGGGCGGAGCAGUGUGGCUUCAGAUUUCAGAUAAAUACCAGAUUGGAAAAAUAAUUUCUUCUCUGAAAAACAAAACAAGACUGGAAGUAUUUUCAAAAAAGUUUGUAAUUUUGCUAAAUUAUGAGAAUAAAGUCAUAAGAAUAACAGAAUAAAGAGGCAAUUUUAACAGAACGUCUUAUAAUUGAUAGAAAAAAGUCAUUUUAAUGAAAAAUGUUUUAAAUUAACAUGACCAACUCAGUCCGAUCAUUUAUUUUUCUUCUAAAUUGACUCCUGUUAUUGAUGAUAAUUCGAUGCUGAUGUGUUAAAAUAUGAAAUAUAACCAAAUUUUUGGUGUAGUUCUCGAAUAAUUACUUGUUCAUUCUCCUAAUAUUACGACUUUAUUCUUAUGACAAAAGUAUCCUGUCCUUAAAAUUCAAAGUCCAGCUAAGUAGAAGCUGUAAAACAUAAAGGACUUUGAACUAUGGAAACACAAAGAUUACAUUGGUGGGAAAAAGAAAGAUAGAGAGAAAAAAAACAGAUUUUCCAAAAGUUAAAUCUUUAAAAUCCAAAUAUUUAUUAUCCAGGCUAUGACUGCUAAAAUAUAAUCUGUGCUUUUUGCUGCUGGAAAUUUAACAUCGAAACAGAAAAAUUUGCCUUUGUAGGCCUGGAAAAAGGACAAUUUUAUCUGUUUUAAAGCUGUAAGUUUUUAAAAUCUUGAUCCCAGUAAGCGACACAUUCCCAGUAUAAAUAACUGGACAAGAGGAGGAGGAAACCUGAAGUCCACACUUUCAUUCCUGGACUUGAGUCAGAAAAACUGACUUCCUGCAUCAUAUCUAGUUUUUAGUUUCAAACAUGGACGUCUGUUAUUAAUUUUUUAUUUGUUUAUGGAACAAAUACAUCCGGAUGAGUUGCACAGUGAAGGCAGCUGCCGCCGCCUCUGCUCAGAUUCAGUGCAUUUUGUGCCUUGAUAACUUUUAAAACAACCAGAAAAUAUUUCAGUUCCGCUCCUCCUCCACUGAGCUGAGGAUCAUGGGUAAUGUAGUGAAGUGGGACUGAUGAAAGAAAGCAGCAGAAAAAGCCUUUGCUCUGUAACUCUGUGAGGCAGCUCGGACUAUAUUAUAUGUAAGUGUUGUGGCGCUGCAGCGGAGGGUUAUCUACUGUGUGGCUCUUUAGCAGAUGGAGGGGAGAUGCGGCGCCGGGCGGGAGGGCGCCAUGUGCGUACCGGCUGUUUCCUGUGUCGUUUGUGUCAUAAUGUUUCUGUGACUGAGGGGACAGGGUUGCUUGUAUUUAUAAAGGUUUGAUUUGUUUUCUAACUGGGGGUAACAAGGGAGGGUUCAAAAAGAACGUUCCGCGUUUGUGUUCAAAGCGACGACUAGAAGAACAAAUGAUGAACUGGACGGCAAAAAGAACAAUUUGGUAUUUUUAAAACGAAACAAAACUUGGCAUUGCGAUGCCACCAUGUGGCCAUAUGAUGCAAGUUCAUGACGAGGAUGAAACCUUUAUUUUAAUGUAAUUUUUUUUAUUAUUUUGAAAUCAUAUUAUUAAUAAAGUCAUUAAGAACUGAAA
Xiphophorus couchianus (Monterrey platyfish) is the source of this 10146-nucleotide messenger RNA. It is a transcript of the gene mllt1a, whose product is annotated as MLLT1 super elongation complex subunit a. Gene Ontology annotation, cellular component: transcription elongation factor complex. Gene Ontology annotation, molecular function: chromatin binding. Gene Ontology annotation, biological process: positive regulation of DNA-templated transcription. The coding region runs from base 143 to 1903 and encodes 586 amino acids. The record is from RefSeq and is a predicted model, not a curated record. The transcript is spliced from 12 exons. NCBI's taxonomy places the organism in Eukaryota, Metazoa, Chordata, Actinopteri, Cyprinodontiformes, Poeciliidae.